AUGUAUAUCGCCAAGUCGACUCUCCUCGCCAUUGUGGCUCUCACCGGCCUCGUUGCGGCCCAGACCCCCGGAUGCUUGCUUUCCGUCGUUGGGGACCAGCCCAAUCCCGCUGACCUCAAGACUAUCUGCGGUGACGCGGCUUCCAAAGUUCAGAGCGCGAUCAAGAGCGAGUGCGGUGAUGGCUCUGCCAAUGCCUUGCAAGUAUUCUCGAGCACCUGCUCCUCCGCUGGAUUCCAUGUUGCUGAGGUGACGUCUACCGCUUCGGUCGUUUCUUCUACUGGCACUGCUACUUCUAAGCCCACCGGAUCUACCUCGGCUACCGCUACUGGCUCUGCCUCUGGCUCUGGUGCCACCGGUUCUAGCUCUGGCUCUGGCUCCGGCUCUGGCUCUGGCGCAAGCUCUACUGCAACUUCCACUGGCAGCAGUGCCUCUGCUUCGGCAUUCCAUGGCGCGGCUCCAUCGAACCAAGCUGGCUCCGCUGCUGCAUUUGCCGCUGCCGUGUUUGUUGGGUUCGCCUCUCUGCUAUUAUCUAUUUUUGGCUCUUACCAGUGUCAGAGUGGUCAGAGGAAUCGAUGUUGCAGUGAUGGUGCCGUCGGCGCUGCUUAA
Messenger RNA from Rasamsonia emersonii CBS 393.64, 606 nucleotides. RefSeq lists its product as uncharacterized. Bases 1 to 606 code for a protein of 201 amino acids. The record is from RefSeq and is a predicted model, not a curated record. Lineage: Eukaryota; Fungi; Ascomycota; Eurotiomycetes; Eurotiales; Trichocomaceae. The transcript has 4 exons.